CCCCCCAAUCCCUGGCGCUGCUGAGUCCGGGACAUCUGGGAAGGGAGAUGAGCCCAGCAGAGUCGCCCCAAUGCCACCAGCCCUGGGGGUGCAUUGCAGUGAGGACGAGACAGAGAUCGGUGAAGAUGGACUCCCCCAGAGGACUGUGGGAAGUGUGGAGGCUUCAUCCCAAUCCUGCACUCCGAGAGGAGGACCAGGAGCCCCACAUUCUACAAGAUCUCACACGUCCCCAGGAGUCUCUGCCUAGCUCGGAGAGGCGUGAGAGGCAGCGGGGCAGGGCUGACUUGCCCUGGGAGCCUGGCAUCCAGGCACCAGUAACGUUCGAAGAGGUGGCCGUGUAUUUCACCGAGGAGGAGUGGCGUCUCCUGGAUGAAAGGCAGAGGCGGCUCUACAGGGAUGUCAUGCUGGAGAACUACACCAACGUCAGCUUCCUGGGAUUCCUGGUCCCCAAACCGGCCGUGAUCUCCCGGAUGGAGCGAGGAGAGGCGCCGUGCGUCCCGGAUCUCCAGGGCUCUGAGGGGAGGGAGAUCCCAGCAGGUGCCGGGAUGGAGAGUGAGAAUCCCCAGCAGAGAGUGUAUCUGUGCGGGACAUUCCUCUGGAGAUUGCAAGAGGACGUAUCCCAGAAUCCUUUAGGAGCAGAUCUGCGCGGGCCGUUUUCAGGGCGAUCCAAAGAGGACAUAUCCGAGCAUCCCUUGAGAGGGGAUCCACACAGGCUGUCCUCCACCCCGCGGCCCAGAGAAGCCCGUCCAGAGGCAGGAGUAGGGAGCCAGCUGGGGCUGUCCGGGGCCCCCCGACGAGGGGAGCGGCCCACUAUCUGUGGCGAGUGCGGGAAGGGCUUCCUGCAGAACUCGGACCUGGUGAAGCACCUUCGCACCCACACGGGCGAGCGACCCUACAAGUGCGCCCAGUGCGGGAAAAGCUUCACCCAGAGCUCGGCCCUGACCCAGCACCACCGCACCCACACAGGCGAGCGCCCCUACCCCUGCUUCCAGUGUGGGAAGUGCUUCACCGAGAGCUCGACCCUGGCCCAGCACCGGCGCAUCCACACCGGCGAACGGCCCUACCGCUGCCACCAAUGCGGCAAAGCCUUCAGCCUCAGCUCCACCCUGAAGAAGCACCAGCGCACCCACACCGGUGAGCGGCCCUACAUUUGCGAGGCGUGCGGGAAGAGCUUCGGGGAGAGCUCCCACCUGGCCAACCACCAGCGCAUCCACACCGGGGAGCGGCCCUACCGGUGCAAGGAGUGUGGACGAGGCUUCAACCACACCUCCACCCUCUUCAAGCACCAGCGCACCCACACCGGCGAGCGGCCCUACCGCUGUGGGGACUGCGGCAAGGCCUUCAGCUGGACCACGGCCCUCAAGCAGCACCAGCGGAUCCACACGGGUGCCAAGCCGUACCGGUGCGGGGAGUGCGGCAAGACCUUCAGCUGGAGCUCCACCCUCAACCAGCACCGGCAGGUGCACUCCGGGGAGAAGCACCACGUGUGCCCCGAGUGCGGCCGCGCCUUUGCCCGCAGCUCCCACCUGGUGCAGCACCGGCUGGUGCACUCGGGCGAGAAGCCGUUCAUCUGCCCGGACUGCGGGCGCGGCUUCAGCCAGAGCUCCAACCUCACGUCCCACCAGCGCACCCACACUGGAGAGCGCCACUACCGCUGCUAUGACUGCGGGCGGGGCUUCUUGGAGCGGGCGGCGCUGGCCGAGCACCAGCAGGGCCAUGCCGGGCAUCGGCCCUACACCUGCGGGCAGUGUGGCAAAGCCUUCGGACAGAGCGCCAAGCUGGCCCAGCACCAGCGCAUCCACACCGGCGAGCGGCCCUUCCGGUGCGAGGAGUGCGGCAAAGGCUUCAAUGAUGGCUCCUACCUGGUCAAGCACCGGCGGGUCCACACCGGCGAAAAGCGCUACCGCUGCCCAGUGUGUGGCAAAACCUUCAGCCAGACCUCUAACCUCAUCACCCACCAGACCACCCAUACUGGAGAAAAGCCUUUCAGGUGUGGGGACUGCGGGCGUAGCUUCAUCCGCCGGGCUCACCUGGCUGCCCACCAGCGCACUCACACCGGCGAGCGGCCAUACCAGUGUGCCCAGUGCGGGAGGUGCUUCUCCCAGCGCUCCACCUAUGCCCAGCAACGCCGCACCCACACCGGCGAGCGGCCUUACCGCUGCCCCGACUGCGGCCGGGGAUUCAGCCAGAACUCCAACCUGGCGGCUCACCGGCGCAUCCACACCGGCGAACGGCCCUACCAGUGUGGCCAGUGCGGCCGGCGCUUUAUCCAGAGCUCUGCCUUCACCCAGCACCAGAAGACCCACAAGAAAGGGCAGGACUAGGGAUGAAUGGAGGGGGCCGGCCUGGGGACAGCUGUGGCUCACAGGAAGCUGUGCCACUAGGCAGGUCUUCCUCACAGGAAGUUGCCCCACUAGGACACGGUCUGGUUUAUAGAAAGUAGAUCCAUCUAGUGAGCCUUAUUCACAGGAAGUUGUGUCACAAGGCAGGUCUCACUCACAGGAGCUUGUCCCAUUGGGUAGGGCAUCUCUGACCGGAAGUCACCCCCUCUAGCAUGGGUCUUGCCCACAGGAAGUUGCACUCCUGAGGUGGGCUCACUUUCAGGAAGUCACCCCCCCAUGCAGGUCUCUCUGACAGGAAGUUGCCCCCCUGUAGGGUGGGUCUUGUCCACAGGAAGUUGCAUCCCCAGGUAGGUCUUGCUCAUAGGAAGUCGCGCCCUGUAGGAAAAGUCUCUCUGACAGGAAGCUGCCCCCUCAAGGGUGUCUUGCUCACAGGAAGUUGCUCCUGGAGGACAAGGUCUUUCCACAGGAAGUUGCCCCUCAAAGUGUGUCUCACAGGAAGUUGCCCGCUUUGGGCAGGAUCUGGGCCAUGGGAAGCCAUGCCCUCCUGUAGGCCCUCGUGGUCCAUUUGAUGUAUGUUGGGGCACUGCCUAGGCCUAAUGGGAACCAGCUCACCUUGCCAACAUCGCCCCGUCCUUAGCUACGUUGCUAACUGUGGCUAACUUGCCACAUGAUUGGAUGAGAUUAGGGUGACCAGAUGUCCCGAUUUUAUAGGGACGAUCCCGAUUUUUGGGUCUUUUUCUUAUAUAGGCUCCUAUUACCCUCCACCCCGUCCCGAUUUUUCACACUUGUCUGGUCACCCUAGAUGAGAUCCACGAAGAUGCCUCAUUAUGUUAAUGAGGUCGCGGGUCUAACGAACCUCUUUAAUGGGGAACAUGGACUUUCUUCUAGAGAAUCUCUUCUUGAACAGUAUAGAGGGAGAUUGUGUAUGUCCUUGUUCUCCUCUCAUGGCUGGUCCACAAAAUAGGAUACAAGCCUAUUACAGCUGCUGGUGGAUGGAGUUAACGUGCUUAGUUCGUGAAGUAAAGGAUCGUGCUUUUAUCACCAGAAGACCCAAUGUUUGAACCCCACUGAUGACCCAAAACAGGGUCAUUCUACAAUUGUGCCAUAUUAAUGUGCUUAUUGACUGUGAGAGCUUCCUUCAUCGGCUUCAGAAGAAAGAAAUCCCUUUGAACAGACCAAGAUGCCAUUGGUGGGUUCUUCCAUAGGUCACACUACAAAUGGUGAUCCAUCUUCAGGUCUUGUCUAGCCACUCUUCUCCUCCUUGGCUGGAGGACUGGAUCUUACAGCCUCCCCAAUACUAUAAGAAACUGUUAGUUUCUACGUACUGUACAGAGAAACUUAACUAAGAGGAGAAAUUAAGGUCAUGGUUGAUAUUACAAAGGGCUAAUGAAUGAUUUGCAGAUGUUAUAAGGAUAUUACUGACAUGAGCAGCACAUGCUAUAGAUGGUUAUAAGCCAUAGUUCUUGGCUUAUCAGGACGGUAUAACAAUCAAUAAGCUAUUGAUCUAAACAGAGAUCUGGUUGUUUAUUAAUAAAUGGAACCUUUAAUAUUAAG
Chelonoidis abingdonii (Abingdon island giant tortoise) is the source of this 3896-nucleotide messenger RNA. Lineage: Eukaryota; Metazoa; Chordata; Testudines; Testudinidae. The record is from RefSeq and is a predicted model, not a curated record.